UAGUCGUGCUAUCGAUAUGUGUAAUUGUUGAACAAAGUAUUAAAUGAAAAUGAAUUUCCGUAAAUUAAAUGUUACAACAGGAAUUUCCAUCAGAUGCUUAAAGUAUUCCACUGGAUCUACAAAGACAGAAAUACCGGCAUCAUUUGUCAAUGAGAAUGUAGAAUACGAGCCAGUGCGGGACAAAUCUGGUUUGCGGCAACAACAUAAGAAUGUGCUUUUCGAAAGCACUCCAUAUCACGAGCCGCACUCCUGGAUACAUUUGACAGAGAAGUAUCAACGAAGCAUGUAUGGCAAGUUUGGCGCAAGUAGUAAAGUAAAUCCGCAAAUUUGCUUUGGUGUAAAAUCGGAUUAUACCAAUACACAUAAGUUGCAAUCCAUUACGCAACCCGAUACACUUCAGCAAAUGUUGGAGAAGGUACGAGUCACAAAGUCUGCUAAGCUGGAAGCAAUUACUGAACGUGAAGAUGCCAUCGCUAAGAAGCUCGAUAAGCUGGAGCAGUGGAAGGCAGACCUCAACGCAAAGAUUGCCAAGAGAGAAGCGGAUGCGACAGCCGCAAUUCAGCGUAAGGAACGAUUAAUAGAGGAAGUUCGCAGGCAUUUUGGAUUUAAGGUGGAUACACGGGAUGAACGCUUUACUGAAAUGCUUGAGCAGAAGGAGAGGGAAGACAAGCGAAAACAAAAGGAGGCUAAGCGAAAAAUCAAAGAGGAAAAAAUGAUGGCAAAAUUAGUUAAACAAUCAACAUAGUCUCAUUGUUAAAUUUCGAAAUGAACAAAAUAUAUUGUACACAUGUC
This is a messenger RNA of Drosophila innubila, 792 nucleotides long. RefSeq names its product growth arrest and DNA damage-inducible proteins-interacting protein 1 (gene CRIF). The transcript has a single exon. Gene Ontology annotation, cellular component: nucleus. NCBI's taxonomy places the organism in Eukaryota, Metazoa, Arthropoda, Insecta, Diptera, Drosophilidae. Bases 44 to 745 code for a protein of 233 amino acids. The record is from RefSeq and is a predicted model, not a curated record.